AUGGCAUCGAAAUGGAAAGAAUUAAAAACACAUCCGAGUUUAGGAAUCUCUCCGGCGAUUUCGGUCGAAGAAAAGAAGUCAAUGGUGGAUGUUAAACAGUCUCUAAAGGAACCUUCAAAGAAACCACCGAGCUUUGUGAAAAAAAUACUCGGAAAGGCAGGAAAAAGGCGAAUUAAUUCGGAAAUGGAAAAAAACUUGGCCGAGUUCCAUUCAUCCUCGGCGGAACUGAAGAAUGUCGGAUGUGGAAAAAAAUCCAUUCGUUGGAAAUUGAAUUCGACAGAAAUUACAGUUGAUGAGUUCAUCGGAAGUUCUGUAACUGAAUCAACAGACGUGAGAAACAAACCAAAGACGUUGCCUGUGCGAGGAAAUAACCAACGGGCGUCCCUGACCACAGUUGAUGAAAACAAAGUAUGGGAAUCAUGUUCACCGCGGAAGAGAAGAAAGGUCAUUGUGGGCGAUUCCAGUUAUGUGACACCGGAGGCUUUUUUGGAGCUGCCCGUUAAAGGACCGGGUGGAACUCUUGGUGGACUGACUCCGACCAAGAAAGAUGGCAGAAUGGUCCCACUUCCUAAAGGGUUUGGUGCUAAAUCAGAUUUCCCACUGGUGCAUACUUCUAAAGAUGAAAACCUGCCACCAAGUGAACAAAUUGCCGACGGAUUAAAGAAAAAAGAGCAGCCGGAUGGAACGUCAGCAGAGAGACCAGACCAUCCCCGUGAGCAUUCUCCGAUUCAGAGAAACCCCGCCAAGCAUAAAGGUGUGAAAUGCUUUCAAAUGAAGAGCUAUCCCGCGAGACAAGUGAUAUAUUAUCAGCAGCGAUUUAUGGUUUUGGAUACCAUUCCGAUUACAGCUUACUCACGGCAAAACACAACAGCAACCGUUCAUGCUUCAAAACAGUCGUUUAAAUGUUCUACUAAUGUAGUACAAGCCUCGAACAAUCAUGACAUAGAUCGAAUACAAUCAAAUCAAUCUGUUUUAGGACUGGAUGGUAUCGAUUCCAUACAGCCAACAUUGGUGGCAGAUGUUGUCACGCGCUCGUCUGAAAUCAAGAAAAAGCGCGUGGCUCAAAGAGUUUCAGCAGACGACAGUAAUUUGGUGUCGAGUGAGAUACCGAGCUCGAGCGGCGCAUGCUGCGCUGUGACGACAGGUUCAUGUUCUUCCAAUAUGGAAAUGGACGCAUCUUCUGUGACGAUGGAUGCACGUGCAAUUGAGAUCGUCGUGACGGAUGAGGCCGAUCGGAGUCGCAAGGUGAAAGGAGCUAAUAAGGACUCAAUUUGGAAGCGGAUCUCUCGUGUUUUGAUUGACAACCGGAUGACGGGUCAGACAGACUGUGACAGGAUUUUACGACCCCAUCCGGAAGAGAAUAUUGUGCUAAAACGUAUUUUAAACGUGGUAUUUAUUGUCAUUGGGGUGUGCUUACUUGUUGCGGUAUUCAUCGUCAUCAUCUACACUGCGAUAGUUUGUAAAUGCUACAAAAUCGUUGUAUUCCGUGAAACAAGAAAAGUGCCAAUGAAGUCAAGGUAUAAGAAGCAGAAGGUAAUAGCUUGCCAAUGUGAAGAUGCAGAACGUAAAAGCAUGCCAUUGUGA
This is a messenger RNA of Lottia gigantea (owl limpet), 1584 nucleotides long. RefSeq lists its product as hypothetical. The transcript is spliced from 2 exons. NCBI's taxonomy places the organism in Eukaryota, Metazoa, Mollusca, Gastropoda, Lottiidae. The record is from RefSeq and is a predicted model, not a curated record. Bases 1 to 1584 code for a protein of 527 amino acids.